This is a messenger RNA of Capsicum annuum, 1130 nucleotides long. Its product is annotated as serotonin N-acetyltransferase 2, chloroplastic. The record is from RefSeq and is a predicted model, not a curated record. Gene Ontology annotation, cellular component: cytoplasm. The transcript has 2 exons. NCBI's taxonomy places the organism in Eukaryota, Viridiplantae, Streptophyta, Magnoliopsida, Solanales, Solanaceae. Bases 98 to 700 code for a protein of 200 amino acids. Gene Ontology annotation, molecular function: N-acetyltransferase activity.
ACCAUAAUGUCACGUUGCAUGAGAACCACACACCUCAAAGAAACCAAAAGCCUAUCUACGUAUAACUCAUUAUCACUUUCUCCUUUCAUCAUGAACAAUGCUUCUCUUUAAUCCCAUCUCCAUCCACGUACCCCUCACCCUCAAACCCACCCCUACCUCUACCUCCACCCCUCACCCCCACAAAAACCUCACCAUUCUCUCCCAACUUCCCCCCACCCCCACGCCCACCCCCACCCCCACCUUGUCAAUCUCAGACACCUCCCUUCAAUCCAAAGGCUUCAAUCUCCACCGUUCAAUCACCAAUCUCAACCUCCAUCACCUCAAUUCCAUCUUCGUAUCCGUUGGAUUCCCUCAACGUGACAUAUCAAAGAUACAAAUUGCAUUAGAAAACACUGACUCACUUAUAUGGAUUGAGCAUCAUAAAACUAAGGGAAGCCCUGUAGCGUUUGCUAGAGCUACAGGGGAUGGAGUUUUCAAUGCCAUUAUUUGGGAUGUGGUUGUGGACCCCAAUUUCCAAGGGAUUGGUUUAGGUAAAGCUGUCAUGGAGAGAUUGGUCACCGACCUGUUAAACAAAGGGAUUACUAAUAUUGCUCUUUAUUCGGAGCCCCGAGUUCUCGGGUUUUAUAGGCCUUUGGGUUUUGUUAUGGAUCCGGAUGGAAUUCGAGGGAUGGUCUAUUCAAGGAAAAAGAAAAAAAAAUAGGAUACGAUAGUGCUCUUUUGAAAAUAUCAGCUCCUAUCUGUGAAUAAUUCGAGUAAACAGUCGGUCCAGAGAUCAGAUUAGCAAAAGCAGCACCAGUUGGAGAAAACACAACUAUCCAAUACUCGCGAUGAAAAGCAAGUAGCUCAAGAAACUGAGAAUUCAGAUAGUUUAAUGAAAUGAAAGUAGCUUUCAGAAAAUGAAACUGAAUAAGAACAUGAACCUUCUGAUCAUCGUUGUCCAACAUUUCUUUGAUAGCAUCCACCUUUGAUGAUAGCCUCAGAAGACAACAUCCACCGCCCACUACUACUCCUUCCUCAGUAGCAGCCUGAGCAUGCAAAGUAGAAUAACUUACUGCUUUGUAGAAUGAUCACUUUAAGAAAUAUUUGAUAGCACAGUGUGGAAUAAAUGCUAUGAAUGAGACUUUACACGA